GCUCUGGGCGGUGGGCUGGAGCCGCGGGGAAGCCCGGUGGGGAUGCCGGGCCGGCGACUGCGGAUCCAGAACCCCCUGUACCCGGUGACCGAGGGCUCCUACGGUGCCUACGCGGUCCUGCUGCUCGCCCUGGUGCUGUUCGCCGUGGGCGUUGUGGGCAGCCUGUCCGUCAUGUGCGUCGUCUGGCACAGCUACUACUUGAAGAGCGCCUGGAACUCCAUCCUUGCCAGCCUGGCUCUCUGGGACUUCCUGGUCCUCUUCUUCUGUCUCCCGGUCGUCAUCUUCAACGAGAUCACCAAGCAGCGGCUUCUGGGCGACGUCUCCUGCCGCGCCGUGCCCUUCCUGGAGGUCUCCUCCUUGGGUGUCACCACCUUCAGCCUCUGUGCCCUGGGCAUCGACCGCUUCCACGUAGCCACCAGCACCCUGCCCAAGGCGAGGCUCGUCGAACCGUGCCCAUCCAUCCUGGCCAAGCUGGCGGUCAUCUGGGUGGGCUCCAUGACGCUGGCCGUGCCCGAGCUCCUGCUGUGGCAUCUGGUGCAGGAGCCAGGCCCCACUGGGGGCACGGUGGACUCGUGCGUCAUGAAGCCCUCGGCCCGCCUGCCUGAGUCCCUGUACUCGCUGGUCAUGACCUACCAGAACGCUCGCACCUGGUGGUCCUUUGGCUGCUACUUCUGCCUGCCCGUCCUCUUCACGGUCACCUGCCAGCUGGUGACGUGGCGGGUGCGGGGCCCCCCGGGCAGGAGGCCUGAGUGCCGGGCGGGCCGGCAGGAGCAGGGUGAGGGCCAGCUCAGCAGCACCGUCAUGGGCCUGACGGCCGUCUACGCUCUCUGCACCCUCCCCGAGAACGUGUGCAACGUCGUGGCGGCCUACCUGUCGGCCGCGCUGACCCGCCGGACCCUGGACCUCCUGGGCCUCGUCACCCAGUUCUCCUCCUUCUUCAGGGCCGCCGUCACGCCCGUGCUCCUCCUGUGCGUGUGCCGGCCACUGGGCCGCGCCUUCCUGGACUGCUGCUGCUGCUGCUGCCAGGGCUGUGGGGGGGCCGCAGCCGCCGCCGGCCCGGACGGCAAGCUCAAGACGGAGGAGCUGUCUGCCCCCGUCUGCUUCCACAAGCCCAGGGAGUCGCCGCCACUCCUGGCCCUGGGCACGCCCUGCUGAGGCCUGGAUGGCCUGGGGUCGGGAGGGAGCUCCGUCCCCACGGGUCCUGCUUUUCUGUCUGUCCCUCUGUACAGAGAUGGAUUUGGUGCCUCUUGCUGGGGUCCAGGUGUGUGGGAGCCCCCUCCCUGAGCCCCCUUCCCAGACACGCUGGGGCCUGCCCGCCCGUCCUCUCACUGGUGGGCGGUGGUGCCUCCGGUCCCUAGAGCUGCCCAGAAACUCUGCACCCCCCAGCCGGAGGGCAGAGCCUGGCCUGGUCCAGCCCCAGUCCCUCUCUCCAUCUGGAGCCCGGCUUGUGCCCCAUCAUCACCCAUCCUGGACGAGGCUCUUGCAGGCCAGCGACUGGGCUGUCCUCCGGACCGGACCCAUCCCAGCCCUGGACAUCUCCUCAGGCGCCAUCCCUUCUCUGGGAGGAUUUCCUUCUCCAUCCUUCUUUGAUGUAUCCCGGUGGCCCCGUCCCCAGCCCCUGCGGGGUGCUCCCCCACAGAAGGCCCUUCCUGGAAAACAAUAAACUAGGUAGAUCCGCC
Molecule: messenger RNA, 1679 nt
Organism: Vicugna pacos (alpaca)
Lineage: Eukaryota; Metazoa; Chordata; Mammalia; Artiodactyla; Camelidae
Gene: GPR37L1
Product: G protein-coupled receptor 37 like 1
Biological process (GO): adenylate cyclase-inhibiting G protein-coupled receptor signaling pathway; positive regulation of MAPK cascade
Cellular component (GO): signaling receptor complex; plasma membrane
Molecular function (GO): G protein-coupled peptide receptor activity
Source: RefSeq, a predicted model, not a curated record